AUGACAAUGAAAUUUUCAAUUGCAAAUUUAUGGAAUUCAACUCCUAUUACUAAUCAUCGACCAGUUCAAAUAACGCUUUCAUCUACUAAUGAUGACGAUCAUCUUCUUAUUGAAAUUGAUGCACCAUUCUUUAAUGAUCCUGCUCCUUCAUCAUCAUCAACAUCACCUGGUCCAUAUCCUGAACUAUGGAAUUAUGAAGUAGUUGAACUUUUUUUCUUAGCAUCAUCAACAAAUCAUUAUCUUGAACUUGAGUUUUCUCCACAUGGUCAUUAUCUUGUUCUUCUAUUAAUUGAUCGUCGAAAAGAAUUAAAACAAAUGUUAUCGUUACCUUAUUAUAAAGUUGAACAUCCUUCAUCUGAUCGAUGGAUUGGUCGAGCACAUAUUCCACGUUCUUUUUUUCCAGCUCAUGUUGAUCGAUUUAAUGCUUAUGCUAUUCAUGGUCAAAAUGAUAAACGUACAUAUGAAGCACUUUAUCCUGCAACAAUUGAUAGUGAAAAACCUGAUUUCCAUCGACUUGAAUUUUUUCAAAUAUUAAAUUUUAAUUCAUUAUUAAAUGUAGGCGAGCAAGAUGGUGAUCAUUGGAAUACGAACUAA
Messenger RNA from Rotaria sp. Silwood1, 594 nucleotides. The record is from the annotation of a GenBank genome assembly. NCBI's taxonomy places the organism in Eukaryota, Metazoa, Rotifera, Eurotatoria, Philodinida, Philodinidae.